Hibiscus syriacus is the source of this 717-nucleotide messenger RNA. RefSeq names its product leucine-rich repeat extensin-like protein 5. The transcript has a single exon. NCBI's taxonomy places the organism in Eukaryota, Viridiplantae, Streptophyta, Magnoliopsida, Malvales, Malvaceae. The record is from RefSeq and is a predicted model, not a curated record. The coding region runs from base 67 to 456 and encodes 129 amino acids.
ACCAUUAGACGGUCGGACAGACAGAACAAGCUUUCAUUUUCUGUGCAGGGUUCCAAAGCUCCAGAAAUGGCCUCUACCAAUUGUUCUUUUUUAGCCAUUAUCAUGGCUUUGUCGUUGUCAAAUAUCAUUGUCGGGGUUGCAGCUCGUCGUCUCCUCCAGAUGCCACCGACAUUGCCUGGUGUAGUGCUGCCACCCCUGCCGUCUAUCCCCAACCUCCCACAACCGACAUUUCCGACAAUGCAGCCAUCGUUACCCAAUCCGAGAGCUCUUCCUCCACUUCCUAGCAUGCCGACAUUGCCGACAACACAGCCAUCAUUACCCAAGCCUGGAGCUCUACCUCCACUUCCAAGCAUGCCGACAUUGCCUACCCUACCAAAACUAGCAAUGCCACCGAUCCCCACUAUACCAACUACCCUCCCAUUCUUCUCCCCACCUCCUUCAAAAACUAGCCCUUGAUGAUGCUCAGUCAUACUAUGUGUCUUUGCUUUGUCGCGGUCGUGUUCCUCUAAACAUUAAUCUCGUAUCACCGAGGGAUUCAUAGAGCGUUUUUAGCCAUUUGUUUCAUUCCGAUUCCAUUACGUAAAGGGUUUUAUUUGUUUGGGUUUGACGAGGUUGCUGUAUUUCUAGUGUGUUGUUAUUGUAUCAGUAUGAUCACAAAUCACUUUGAUUUUAAUGUAUCAAAUACUACAAUAACAAUAUAUCGAUAAUUUCCACUUG